GAUUUAGAGAAUAUUCUAAAUACAUAUUUAUCUGAUCCAUGACUUUCGUAACUGUUGUUCGACUGAGCGAAGGGGUGGUUCGAUGUGAGUAUGACGCAAAUAAGCGCGCCAGGAAUUUCACGCUUUUCCCAAACACAUCCGUGGAUAGAUCAGCAGCGUGCAAUAUUACAUGAAGGGUGAUCAAAUUACUGCCGAUAUAAGACGAAUUCUCGGUUGGCCCUUGAAGUACAGUUCAUGCAUCAUUACGCGCGCACACUUGGGCUAAUACGAAACGGAAUGAAUAUAUUAUAAUGGCCGCUGAUAAGCUAAAGAAACUCGAGGCGAGGGGACGGGCUGCGUUUCUUCAUGGUGAUGUCGGCGCUGCGACAAGAUACUUCUUGCAGGCGUUGGAGAAACAGAACAGUCCUGAGAACAAGAAAACGAAGCCAUCGACGCCAAAAGUUAAACGCGAUAAACUGCGGAGUAAGUCACUAAAUGUCCUGAACAAUAACGAUGAAGAUCAAGUGUGGAUAAUGCAAGCCAACACACAGGAAAGACGGAACAAGAAAAAUGAAAAAGAGCAUGGAAAGAAAAAGAAGGAAGAUAAAGAAACCAGCGUUGAAAUGCUGGAUGGAAUCGUCGCUGAUGCAAAUAAGGCGAUCCAAUCAUUUCCAAGCUACCCAAUGGGAUAUCUGAGAAAAGCGUCGGCAUUAAUUCUGUUGAACCACUGGGAGGAAGCGAGACAAACGUACACAACUGGGCUGGAAAAUUGCUCAGAGUGUGGUCUUCUAAAAUCAGCGUUGUACAACCUGAACAAGACUCAUAAGAUCACGUCAUGUGCUGCUAAUCUAGAUACGAAGCAAUUAUCAGAUCUUUUGAACGAUAAUAGUCCUUCACAAACACUCACACCGCCAAACCCAGCAGCAAUGAGAAGACACAAGUUUCGGUUGCAAGGUCAAAGACGACUCACGAAGAAGAUUUUUCCCCGAGAAUCAGAGGCCCUUUCAAUCCCUCAGAUUCAGGCGACCUCUUUUCGUAGAAGAAAUUCUUCAUCAACAGACACUCAUCUGUGAUGAGGUUUGAAAGAAGGCGACAGACUAAAUGAAGAUGGCCUUCCGUUGGCAGAUGUAAAGAGCAACGCGCUCUAACAUCCUUCAUCUUGGAAGCUUGUCGGGCACAUCGUGUCAAGCUGAUGUCUUUCGGGAAUUUCCUACGAAGCUCUCGCUUCCAUGAUUUCUCAGCGAAUGAAGUAAAGUUGAGUCUCAGAAGAAAAGUUAAUCUCGAAUCGUUCAAAGGAAGGAAUGUUGUGGUGUGAUGCAAAAGCGCAGUUACAGCUUGGACCUGCUUGUCAAUCUUGCGAUAAAUGCUGACCACUGCAAGCAAGAAACAGGACAUAUAUACGAACACAGUCUGGCGACAGCUUCUUCCUCUUGUGGCAAAAGAGCAUUGUGACGUUCACCUGGAUUACAAAGAACUUUUGUAUUGAUUUUGUUGUCAUCUAUUUAAAUCUUAAAUAAACCUGUUUUAGAUUUGUUAUAUAUCUGUAAAUAGUUUGUAUAAUAACGAAAUUAUUUAUUCUAAGAGA
This is a messenger RNA of Dendronephthya gigantea, 1564 nucleotides long. RefSeq lists its product as uncharacterized. Gene Ontology annotation, molecular function: protein binding. Lineage: Eukaryota; Metazoa; Cnidaria; Anthozoa; Malacalcyonacea; Nephtheidae. The record is from RefSeq and is a predicted model, not a curated record. Bases 291 to 1052 code for a protein of 253 amino acids. The transcript has 6 exons.